GCUUAGAGCGCCUUUCACGUCGCCACACGUGAAGUCAGCUCAGCACAGGUUUCGAGAGCGAAGGGCAUAGUUUUUGUGUGUUGAUCGGAACGGCAGCGCCUCGAUUUAAUCUGAGCCGGAUAAAAGUAGCAUUUAUCAGAGCCACCCUGAGCAGCAACGGUUUUCAGCUAGGGCACGUCGUACCUGGCUCAUUUUCACUCACAAGCCCAUAUGUCCGGAACACCUUGAGCCACCGCGAUGGCCAACGACUAUUCGAGCGAUGAGGCCGAUGAGUGCCCUUUGUGCAUGGAGCCAUUGGUGCUCGAUGAUUUGCACUUUUACCCGUGUUCUUGUCAGUAUCAGAUCUGCCGCUUCUGUUGGCAUCGAAUUCGCACCGAAGAGAAUGGAUUGUGUCCGGCUUGCCGCAAGCCCUAUGAGGAUGAGCCCGCUGAAUAUAAUCCAGUGUCAAAGGAUGAAUAUGCCAAGCUGCGAGAAGCCAAACGACAGAAAAAAUUGGAGCACAAGCGACAGAUUGUGGAAUCCAGAAAGCAGCUGCGCUCCGUUCGCGUAGUGCAAAAGAAUCUGGUCUAUGUUAUUGGUCUACCGCCCAAACUAGCCGACGAGGCCAUGUUGAAGCGACCAGAUUAUUUUGGCAAAUACGGCAAAAUUCUCAAAAUAGUUGUCAACCGAACUCCGUACUCACAGCAAGGACCACCCAGCUUUAGCGCUUAUGUGACCUUUGCCACGGCCGAAGCGGCAAGUCGUUGCGUUCUCGACAUUGACCGCAACGUUGUGGAUGACCGGAUCAUCCGCGCUUCUUUGGGCACAACCAAGUACUGCAGUAGUUUCUUGCGCGGUCAAGACUGCACAAAUCCUGAUUGCAUGUAUCUUCACGAACUUGGCGACGAGGCCGUCAGCUACACCAAGGAAGACAUGAUUGCUGGGCGCCACACACAGGAUGUCAAUGUGAAUCCCCACCGUGCGCAGUCCGCCAGUCUCAACUCCCCCGGAACUUCGCCUGCACUUCAGGGUGGCCAGCCCACGCUUCCACAGAAUGCUGCCUGGGGCGGUGGUCUUGGAACCCCCGUUCCCUCCACGCCCGGCCCGUCUGAGGAUGCCUUUCCGCCCAUCGAAUCAGUGGCCUCACGCACUGCGUCAGCAUCCCAUGCAGAUGAUGAUGCCGCUCAGGCUCAGCAAUCACAAGCCAGUCGUAAGCAGCAGCGCCGUCAAGCUCAGCAACAGGCCGAAGCUCAGGCUCGAGCCGAAGCUGAAGCCCAGGCUCAAGCCCAGGCUCAGGCUCAGGCUCAGGCUCAGGCUCAGGCCCAGGCUCGAGCUCAAGCCGAAGCCCAGGCCCAGGCUGCUCAAGCUCAUGUACAAGCCCAGGCCCAGGCUCAGGCUGAGGCUCAAGCCGAAGCCUUACGCGCUCGAGCUCAAGCUGAAGCACAAGCACGAGCUCAAGCUGAAGCACAAGCACGAGCCCAGGCACAGGCACAGGCCCGCGAACAAGCACGAGCCCAUCUUCGCGCCCAAGAGCAGGCCGACGCACAAGCUCAACCAUCCCUUCACAGCCAAGAACCGCUGUCUCGAUCCGCUCUGCCCUCAUUUGAUGAUCCUCCUGCCUUUCACGAGCGUUUGCCUCCUCUGGGCUCACUGUUCCAUCCCAAGAUGGCUGCAAAUCGCCCCGUCCUGCCUGCCCCCACACAAGCCCGCGAGACUCAAGAUCAAGCCCGCCAACUUCCAUGGGCCGUUAGCGACGGCACUCAGGACCCGUUUGCCCUGCACAUGGACCCCCAUACCGCGGGUCGUAGUGACUGGUCAGCACAAAUGCAAUCGCUCUUUCCCACAGUUUGGUCCAACGCCCCUGUCCCAGCAUCCCGUGCUGCCCCACAACGAACCUCCAUGCCCCCAACUCAUCGACCCCAGCCGCACCAGGUCCUCAGAUUACUCCACAGCAGCAGCAACAACAGCAUCAGCUACAACAACAACAACAACUACAACAGCUACAACAACAACAACAACAGCAACAACAGCUACAACAACAAGGCACUUCGCGCGGGGUUGCACCACCGCCAGGCCUCAAUCUUCCCACAUUUACAGACGGCUUGA
Molecule: messenger RNA, 2085 nt
Organism: Monosiga brevicollis MX1
Lineage: Eukaryota; Choanoflagellata; Craspedida; Salpingoecidae
Exons: 7
Coding region: 238-2085 (615 amino acids)
Biological process (GO): protein ubiquitination
Cellular component (GO): CCR4-NOT complex
Molecular function (GO): metal ion binding; ubiquitin-protein transferase activity; RNA binding
Source: RefSeq, a predicted model, not a curated record